UCUGCGCAUAAACAUAGCAAUGGUGCCGGAACAGAAAUUUUUCUCAUCCCCAUGCGAUUUUAUCUCAAACUAUAGCUGUUUCUAUAAUCCAGUGAGUUGAACGAAUUUCAACAUCAAAACACAACGUAAUUCUACGAAUUUUAUUUAUCUUUGUAAAUUUACUCCUUAUUGGUAAUUAAUUAUUAUGGAAUAUACAUGUGAUGAAUAAUCUUAUCUAAAAAAUGUAACAUUUAAAUUUAUAAGAACAAAUAUCAAACAAUUGUUUUAGAAAAUACAAACAAUACAAGCAUAAAUCAUUUCUGAAAGCAAUGGGAAGAAGUCGAACACCAUCUCCAAGAAGAAGAGAUCGUUCGCGAGAUCGCUCUAGAGAACGAGAUCGUGAUAGAGAUCGAAGAAGGCGACGUUCCAGAGAAAGGAGAAGAAGAUCUAUUGAAAGAGAUAGAGUAAAAUCUAGAGAUCGUGAUAGAGAACGAGAAAGACAUAGAAGAUCUUACAGUAGAUCUAGAUCGAGGGACAGGGAUCAUUCUAAACCAAAACAUAAAGUCGUUACUAGUGAAAGGCCAAAUAUAACAGAGGCUGAUCUUCAAGGGAAAACGCCCGAGGAACAAGACAUGAUGAAAAUAAUGGGUUUCUGUGGAUUUGAUAGUACUAAAGGUAAAAAAGUUGAAGGAAAUGAUGCUGGAGGAGUUCAUGUGAUAUUAAAAAGGAAAUAUCGACAAUAUAUGAAUCGUAAAGGUGGUUUCAAUAGACCACUCGACUUUGUCGCAUAAAAAAUCAGAGAAAAAAUAAUUAUAAUUUAUAUAAAAAAAGGAAUACUACCACCACAUUUCCACGAGCCACAAUGAUUUAUAUUUUAAACUGAAGAUGAUGAUGAAUCUCUUCGUGCUCUUUUUGAUGGAGGUGAUUCUUCAAUGAGAUCACUGUCAAUUUCUGUAGUUUCUUCUCGUGUUUCAUCAAGUGGAAGAUGCCUUUGUGAACUUUGUUGUUGUGUUUGGGUCAUCAUCUGAGAAUAAUAUUUAUACGUAAAUUAUUUAUCAAUUGAAUUAGUCAAGGAAUAAUAAUAAAUACCUGUGUAAUAUCAAGCCUUUCAAGUCCUUCAACUAGUUCAGGCUGUUUUAUUCUGAAGUCACGUGUAAUACUGUGCUUAAUAUGACUCUCAAGUGGUAUCUAAAAUCAAUAUUUAUAAACGAUAAUUUCUUAUAAUAAAACAUUAAAAUAUGUAAAAAAAAA
Chelonus insularis is the source of this 1230-nucleotide messenger RNA. RefSeq names its product yantar (gene ytr). The transcript has 4 exons. NCBI's taxonomy places the organism in Eukaryota, Metazoa, Arthropoda, Insecta, Hymenoptera, Braconidae. The record is from RefSeq and is a predicted model, not a curated record. Gene Ontology annotation, biological process: RNA splicing. Bases 309 to 770 code for a protein of 153 amino acids. Gene Ontology annotation, cellular component: precatalytic spliceosome.